Molecule: messenger RNA, 11004 nt
Organism: Xyrichtys novacula (pearly razorfish)
Lineage: Eukaryota; Metazoa; Chordata; Actinopteri; Labriformes; Labridae
Source: the annotation of a GenBank genome assembly
CACAGGGCCUAUGUGAGAUCACGAAGCGGAUAUCCGGUCUCUUUUCCGUGGCGGACCGUCGUUGGGCCGGUUUAGCAAAAUGAAGGUACAAUGUUUCUCAAACUAUUUCUCUAUGUGAAAAUCGUUUUUAUCUGACAUAUCCCUGUGCAUAUGUCGCCAUGAUUCUGAGCCUCAAAGCGGGCCAGUUUUAUUUGACUGUGGUUACCCUAACACUGAGGAUGAGUUGGGAUUUUGUUAGAAAGUGAGCGCCGAGGAUGCAGUCGGCAUAUGAACUCUGAAAACAUGGCCGCUCACUGAGGGAAAUGUGCAGCUAACCCAAUGCUAAGCUCCAUUUAAUAUUUAAACUUCUGCUGUAAGCCUUCGUUUUAUAACGACCAGCGCUAAUGAGGUUAUUUGUGUAUGAAUUUAUGGGUAAAAUUUACGCCACAGCAUUCAGUAUGUUUAGUUAACGAGUGAGGGAAACUCGAGUCUGUCAGAAAGCUAACGGGCCUGAGGGUCAAUUCGGUUUCAUUUAAAGAGUUUAACACGCUAAACGUUAAUUUGUAACAUGUUUGUGCAACUUUGGGCUGAUACAUGUCAAGAGUUAAGGCCUUGAAGUAUUAGUAAUGUUAGUGGGUACACCUGCAGUACCUGCAUGAACUCUGAAGCUAACUUUUAGAUAGCCAGGUGUCACUUUCAAACUGAAGUCCAUUAUCUAACAUGAUUAUUGAAUCCUUUCUUUCAGCUGAACAUCUCCUUUCCCGCUACUGGCUGCCAGAAGCUGAUUGAAGUCGAUGAUGAGAGAAAGCUGAGAACUUUCUAUGAGAAGCGUAUGGCCACUGAGGUGGCUGCCGACCCUCUGGGAGAUGAGUGGAAGGUGAUUGUUGUCAAAGUUUAAUCUUUGACAUCCUGAUGUAACUUUGUCAGAGACUGUAGUGCAGGAGGUUCAAUGUUUUAGUCUACGUAAUGAAAACAGGCACACCAGUAGACCCUUUUUGACUGAUCAGUAGUCAUUAAGGGGGGACAGAGUGAUGCCAGAAAAACUGCAGAGCUGCUCACCAGAUACGACCAGAUCCAGGUUCAGUGGAUGGCCGUAACGGCGAUGCUCUCCCAUUAUGUUCAGUGUACACUAAUAACAGGAUGACACCUAAUGGGUCAGUCGUUAUCAUAAUCAUGUUUUUUUAAGAGAGAUGCUGUCAGUUAACCCAGCAACAUCAAGUCUUAUUAUAGACAAGGAAGUAAACAACUUGAGUUUUAAAAGGGUAUUCAAAGAGGCGCUCUAGAUGCAGUGAAGAUUGGGGGUUAGGGUUACAAAUUCCCAUGGUGUCAUAUUUGGAUCCUAUGGUACAGGUGCCUUAAUUGACAUGAAAAAGAUGAAACCGUUCAUUUUGUCUUCUCCUGCAGGGUUAUGUGGUGCGCAUCAGCGGAGGCAACGACAAACAGGGCUUCCCCAUGAAGCAGGGUGUUUUGACUCACGGCCGUGUGCGCCUGCUGCUCAGCAAAGGCCACUCCUGCUACCGUCCCCGCAGGACCGGCGAGCGCAAGCGCAAGUCUGUCCGGGGUUGCAUCGUUGAUGCCAAUCUCAGCGUGCUGAACUUGGUCAUCGUCAAGAAAGGUAAUGUGCUUAUAAAGGCUCAGGAGAAAAAAGUGGAACAAACUGUCAACCAGUGAUUAGAAUUUUGAGUCUUGAGCACAGAGUGUGGUUUUAGUGGUGCAAUUUAUAUUCACUCAGUCCACUGAUGUCACUUGUAAAUGUAGUUAAUGGCACACCAGUAGACCCUUUUUGGUUUGUUAGUAGUCAUUAAGGGGGGACAGCGUGCUGCCAGAGAAACUGCAGAGCUGCUCACCAGAUGCAACCAGGUCCAGUUCAGUGGAUGGUUGAACUGCAUUGCUCUCCCAUUGUUUUACAUGUACAUCUAUCAGAUUGACAUGAGAGCUAUUGCUCUCUUGAUUUAGACGUUUGUGUGGCAUAAUUGUACAAUUAGUGUAAUACUCGGUUUUGAUGCCUUUGACUUAUGUUUGUCUGACCUGGUUGUCCUCAGGUGAGAAGGACAUCCCCGGGCUGACCGACAGCACUGUCCCUCGUCGUCUUGGUCCCAAGAGAGCUAGCAAGAUCCGCAAGCUCUUCAACCUCUCCAAGGAGGAUGAUGUUAGGCAGUACGUUGUGAGGAGACCCCUGACUAAAGAAGGUAAGACUGGGGCUGUUUUUACUCAAUCCUGUUAAUUUCCCACAGAUCACUGAGUGUUGGUUGUCAUUGGAAUUAAUCGACUUGAUAAAACCUUGUAAAUGACUGCCUGUGCCUCAGAAAAGAGGGUAUUGAAGAUGGAGCUCUUGCUUCACAAUUGAGACAAUUGAGCAGUAGAUAGAGAAGUCUGGUCAGCACAUGACACUAAGACUUAAUUCAAAGCACUGUAAGCAUGAUGAACACGACACUGCAAGAGCUGAAAUCUUUACUGAGUGGCAGAACAUGCUUGACAAUGUGUUUGCCAUCGUUUCUUGAUUUGUCGCCAACUCCUAUGAUUCAAGCUCUUUUUCAGUCGACCGCUUUGAAAACCAAGAACAUUUUUCUGCAACACACCUCCACCUCCGAGCUCAAACACCUGCUUACUUCGUGCUGCCUCUUAAUUAGUUUGUGUGUCUAUCUGUUAUCUGUUAUGUAAGGUCCUGUUCACAUGAGAAUGGUCUCAUCACAAGCAGAAAAAUGUCCUGUGGGUAUUCAACCAAAUUUGUGUUCGCAUGACAUCAGUGUAAAAGUGAUCUGUACGCACACAGAUCUGCACAAGUGAUGGAGAAGUCUGUAAUAUGCAUGCCAAGUCAGUAGCUGGCUGUAGUUUUCAUGAAGUACCACCAAAGAACACAGAGUGUCUGUGAAAGCUCCAACCGAGCAAUGGCAACAAGAAAACGUGGCAAACGCAGCCGACUUACAUUUGCAUUUUCACCCACCCAAAAUAUAGUUUCUGCAUCAAGAAGCAGUCAGAAUGCCACGGUAGUUUACUGCUUUCACUGUGUAAAUGAUUCAGAUUUCACAGUAGUAGGUUAUCCAUGUAAGCCCGGGUCUUGUUAAUGAUGUGACCAUUAAAACAAUCUGACACCUGUGGGGUGUGUUCUCACUAGCUUUUAUGAAACAAAGUCAAAUCUGGCAUACAUCAAAAAAACCUCCAUUCUGUAUUUUCUACAUAUUAGAUUUGACUCUUAUAAGAUGUGAAAGUUUAUUUUUGAAACUGAAUUCAGCACUGAAGGCUUGAGGCAGCUGAUCAUAUAGAAUCUGAAUAUUAAAUCUAAUCUGCAUUGUCAAACGUGCUUUGGCUGGCGUUAAGAAAUGUGGGUGGCCAUUGUUAGAGACACGUUUUUACCUGCUAAUGGUGGGCAGUGAGACACAUGGGGUAUUCAGUGGUGACAGGUUGACAGUGAAUUUCUUUAAUUGCACAUUUCUGUGUUUUGUCCUUGAAAGCCUCCCUGUUGCUCAUGGCUCUUUGUAAAUUACCAAGCCCUCCACAAAGUGUCUUUGUUAAAAUUUCACUCAUUACACAGCUUUGCAGAGUCUCUCUGCUUUAGAUGCUGAUAUCAGGACUUUUGGAUACUUUGUACCAGGUAGAGAUUGGAAUUGAAAACUAGAAGCAGCAGAUUGAUAAAUCCUUUUUUCCCAGGUUUCUGUUCAAGUUGUUAACUGUAAAUUGUAAUGAUAAAUGUUAAAGUUUUACACGUGACAUCAAACAAAUUGACAACAGAGCAAAGAUUUUAUGCUCUGGGUUGUCACAGUUGCUCUCAGUGCUCCUCACUGGAUUUAGCCUUUUUUCAUGAAUUUUAUUCCCUCUCGUACAAUUUUAAAGGCAAGAAGCCCAGAACCAAGGCUCCCAGGAUCCAAAGACUGGUGACGCCCCGUGUGCUGCAGCACAAGCGCCGCCGCAUUGCCCUCAAGAGACAGCGCACCCAGAAGAACAAGGAAGAGGCCUCUGAGUACGCCAAGCUGCUCGCCAAGAGGAUGAAGGUAACGUCAUUUAAAGGGUUUUUUUUUUGUGUGUGUGUGUGUGGCCACUUAAAGAUCUUCUCAUUGGAUCCUUUUAGAACACAUUAGUUUUUGCUCCACUUUAUUUCCCCUUGAAGGUCUUAAGAUCCAUUUUGCAAUCCCUUUUUCACGGAGGACACUUUUAAACUUUUAAGCAUUAUCAUCUACAAUGAAAUAUUGUAGACAGAGACGUCGAUAUAAUCUGUUGACCCACAGACCCAUUAGCUGUCUGCUGGAACUCUCAACAUGGUGGGAAAAAAGUGAAAUAUUAGUAUUUGUAGACUUGGAAGUGUUUGUGAGUGCAGGGUACACAGCUGGGCUCUGAAUGUUUUAAAACAUUAUUCUGACUCUUCGUUUUUAUCUCAAACAGGAGGCCAAGGAGAAGCGCCAGGAACAGAUCGCCAAGAGGCGCCGCCUUUCUUCUCUGAGGGCAUCCACAUCCAAGUCAGAGUCCAGCCAAAAGUGAAAUCAAAAGUUGAAAUAAAUUCAUGUUUUGCUGAAAAACAUUCAGUGUUUCACUCUCCAUUUUUGAGGUACCCUGAGUAGUUGACUGUCGGUUUAUGGAUCACAGGUUCUACGGUGUUAAAAUACUAAAAUUUGAGAGAUGAGUUUAUUCUCAUCCCACCUGAGGAAAUUGCUGCCCACUUCUAGUUUAAGAUGCAAAAUCUUGAGGAUUAGUUUAUAACUGUACAGUACUUAAAAGCAAUUUGGUUCAAUUGAUAAGGACUUCAGACCACAAGUUUUCUUUCUACCAUAGGAAAUCAAAUGUAAGGCUCAAAAAGUUAAUAUCACUGAGGUUGGGGGAAACAAAGCCCUUGGAGUCGAUACAUGAGGGACGAUUAAAGUUGUGUCACUAGAUCUUAGUUCCCCCUGAUUACAGGAUAGUUAUUUCAGCCUUGAAAUAACCCGACCUUAUGUGGAGGUGAAAUCCAACAAGUAUUAGAGGUUUGAGGACAGUUAAUGGGGACCAACUCCUUAGUCUCCCACCACUGACACAUUAAAAGACCAUAACUAUCAAGGUUUAAGUGGAUGAAUCUUGAACAUUUAUUUUAGGCAAAGUGAAUACACACCAUAAACAAGUAUAACUCUUGGUCAACGUCGAACACACCCUUUAACAUUACAACCAUUUUCAAAAGGAGACAUUUUUGUUGCCAUUUUUGUCCUUGCCCUGUGAGUGGGUGUGGCUCUGGAGUGAACCGGCACCAUGUCCCUUUGGGUUGAGGUCUCAGCCACAUUGAGGCGCGCUGCAUCUCGACUGGGCUGUUGCUGAUGGGGUUGUGGGCAGCUUAAGCCGUAAAUCUGCGAGAUAAAGAGGAGCACAGACACAAGCUGAUGCUGCAGAUACUGAGGCAGCUCCUGGACGCUGGAGGACAAGGUCAGCCAGCUGGUGUGAAGGUCCUGGACCAGACCUGAAGGCCGGGACAAACUUCCCAACUGUUGAUGAAGAGAAAAGGUAGUAUUACAUUUUAUUAAGCUGUUAUUUAGUCAGGGCAUCGUAUCAAAAUAGAAAAAAAUAACAGCUUUAGCUGAAAUCUUGGCAGGAGUUGCAUUAUAACAUACUGUAAUAUGAAGCUAAUGUUACAUAUGUUUUUCAAGUGUCCUCAUAAGCACUAAAAGAUAUAGUGGCUGCUAAGAAAUAUCCUUAAGUAAAACUCCAAACACUUAAAUCAAAAAGUUGGAUUUUCUUUCAGCUAUAACCAUGAUUUGGAUAAAUGUGCAUUUUCACUUUGUUGCCCAGUUAAGAUAAAUAUCACCAAUACCAGUUGCUGUUCUGUUGCCAGCCAGUAUGAUAGCAUGAAGCAGAAACGCUUUAUCACCUGCAGCACCAGACAACAAAACAGCCUGUUGCUUCUAAGUUAGUUAAGUACAAAAUUCAUCUUGAAUGCAUGUUUUAAUAAGCACAGAAAUUUGUUUCAAACCAAUCAAAAAAAAAGCCUGUGUUUAUUUCUGAACCGUGAUAAAUCUGUUCGAUCUUGAUUGGAUGGUUCGCUUUCCCUGCCAGUGGCCUGAUGGCAAGCAAGCAGAGUCUUUGAUGAUCAUUAUUUAACGUUAUUUUAGAAAGAUUUUAAUCCUCUCACCCUUAAGGUGGACGAGUGAAAGAAUUAAUUUCCCACAACACACCUGAACAGACUGAACCACGUGGUAAGUCCUCCUGCACAGCCUUGCACCGAGCAAGAGGAGCCGUGCGUGAUAACUCCUUGUGAGUGUGGCCACCUCAAAACCCCCUAACAGGCGAGCUUCUGCUUCUAUGGAUUCAAACAGAGGAUAGCUUAAAUCUUUUUUUUCUUCUACUUUGUCCUCUGCCACUUUGCUUUAUGCCACACACCUUUAUCUUCUUCUGAGAGAGGAAGCACAUGGUCCACCAGGCUCUCUGACAUGAUCAGAGCAGAGUCUAGUCCUACGCUGGCAACAUGAAAGGCUCUCCUUGUAAGUGACUGGUUGGCCUGCUCAUCCACCUGCUGCAUCCUCCUCACCAGCCAUGUGACUGUAUCCACAGUCCCAUUAGCUGCAACACUCACCCCCUCCUGGAUCUUAUUCAUCUUAGCCCUGGCAGUGGCAACAACCUGCAGUGGAAACAAUAGGAGAGAUGAUGGUUGCUUCUAUUUCCUGCAUGUGGAGGUUUGUGCAAUUUUAUAUAGCUCAUGAAGAUUUUUAAAGAUAAGAGGAUUUCACCUGAUCUGUUGGUGCAUGAAGCACUGGAAAUGUAGUCUCCAGCCAGUCAAUACUUCUACACGCAACAUCAUUCGCAAUGGAAACUGUGGAAAUAAUAUUUAUUUGCAGUCUUCAUACAGCAGAAAUUACAGUCGUGUGAUUUACAUGUUAUUUGUGUUAUCCUAUUGUUCGUACCAUGAUGAUUUUAAGUAAAGCCAGUUAUCAAUGCAUAACACAUAUUUUCUUCUAACCUAACUUGCGCUAUCAAGUCCAGGUGCAUCUCAAAAGUGAGCACAAAUCAUGAGAAACAUGUAUGAUUUAUUAUCUGGGGAGCCAUGUCAUCUGUUGUUCCAAGAGAGGUUAGAGCACUUCAUUCUUCCAUCUGCUGAUGAGCUUUAUGGAGAUGUCAGUUUCCUGUCCCUUGCCCACAGCGCCAAAACUACUACCAAAUGGUUUGCUGACAAUACUGUGCUUGAUUAGGCAGCCAACUUGCCUUACCUGAAUCUCAGAGAAUCUAUGAGGUAUCGUCAAGAGGAAUAUGAUGCAGCAACAUUGGCAUACUCUCCAGUGCUCCUCAAAAAAUGCUUUAAAUGUUUUACCCAUAAUGAAUUAAGAUACACAAUCAAUUUAUUUAUUUUAAAAAGCAUUUGAGAUUUUCUCAUUUUUUGAGAAGCACCUGUAGUCUAUUCAAACCUCGAAAAACAACAGACAUAAAAGAACCCAUAGAGACUAUAGUCACUAAAAAUGCGAUGGGCAUCCAUGGCUCUAGAUCCAAAGUCUGAACAAGGACAGCAGUACAAACCAUACUAACUUCAAGGGAUAUUCCAGCAUAAAAAUAAGUUAGGGUCAAACACACCGUAACACUGAGUUAGACACCCCCUCAAAAAGUGAAUGUUGAUUAUUUCCUCAUGGAAAUACGAUCAGGCCGAGACGUUAAGACAGAAGAACUACCGCGUCUGCAGUUCCAAACGAUUAAUAUGAUGAUUAUUACUUCAAGGAAAUGAUAAAGAAAUGAUCAUAAAUGUUCUUCCUUGAGCUGUGUCACCCCGCUGCAGUCGAUGGACUCACCCGAGGUCUCGCUACAAACAAACAGCUGCUGGAAGACAGUAGGUGAGUUGUGUUUAGUCUCUUUGCUAAAGAAAUCCGGCAAAGUUAAAAAGAUGUUUGGUGGCUAGUACUGUGGCUGUGACCCUAUAUAUAUAUUGUUGACGAAGUUAGGUGCUGUUCUGAGCAUUAUUUGUGAAUAUAGAGUGGUGUUUUGGUUGAGCGCACGGCUCCUCAGACCGCUGUGUAUUGCUAUCGUGCGGUCGUUACCAAAGUUGGUAUAACUGAAGAAGCAAGGGGUCGGCAACAAACAUUCAUCUCUCUUGGGGGUGUCUAACUUGGUGUUUCGGCGUGUUUGACCCUAACUUAAUUUCACGCCGGAAUAUCCAUUUAAGAGUUUGUGAAACUACUCACUCUGAGGUCCCAGUUUAACCAUGACAGGUGUCACUCUGUCACAUGCCGCUAAGCUUAUUGCUGUCACACUGCUCUCAAGCACCUCACACACAGACUUCAGGUUAGGAUUGCUGCAUUUAGUGUCAAUAUACAACACUGACAGUCUGCUGCAAGCCGAGCGAACCAGGGGCAGAUUGGCCAAUCUGGAGGCUGCACUCUGAAACUUCUGCAGGAUAACAGGAGAGACAAAUAAGUCAAGUGCAUGUCACAAACUAUCAAGUCAAAUCAGACUGUCAUUUUGUACAGCAGAAUGAGAUUUCCCUUGGAAUCUCAGAACACUUACUACAGUAUGCAACAAUGAACAUAAAUAAUGAAGCAUAAGACAAGGUUGUCCUGAGCCAGUGUCAUGUUUAUUCAGUGGAGGUGUAUUUGUGUUUGAUGUCUGGUGCAAGUUAGAGAGAGUAUGGUCUGUCUGUGGAGUUUUCCCAGAUGGUAAAAAGUGUGUUCCUGCAUGUGACCAAGGAGGGGGUAUGCUGCAAAAGGCUCAGGAUAUCAAUUUUUGGUCUAGGAACAAAAUAAAGCUCAUUGAGAGUAAGUGAUAAACACUUAAACAGCAUUACUCUAAAUUAUAUAACUACCCUUGAGUCGAUUAAAAGCGAUUAAAUCUCGUCUUUAAUGCACUCACCUGGUUAUUGUUCACUGGCAUGUUUCCUUGUCUGUGUUACAUUAGGAGGGAAAAAGAGUGAUCUUUACUGAGACUGAAAUGUCAAAUCCUCUCAUUACAGCAGGGGAAGAUUCACAAGAAAGUUAAAAAAAAAACUCCCACGAACCUUGUAGGGUGUGCUUUUCGAGAUGUAGCCCCCUCCACGUGCUCAGACUAUCAAUUAACAGUCACCUGUGCUGGACGCAGCUCUGAGGGAUUCUUGCUAUUCUCGCGAUAUGUUGAUGCCACUGAAAUAGUCUCCUCUUUUCCAAUCAAAAGCUAAAGCGAUGACUGCAUUUUAAGUAAUAAAAUGAUCACGGACUAAAUACUGAGGAUAUCGGAGACGCUGUGUUGCAAUACCGAUCGUUGCGCACUAACAAUGCGCCACAGUAACCACCCUGUAGUCCAUGAUGAUGUUUAUGGUUGUGUCUCGAUAUCCUACAAGUCGAAAUAUGGAUCUAGGAGUUGUUAUGACUACCUGUUGAAAUCAUUAAAGCGUAAAUCAAUCGAUUAAUCGCUGUAAGCAGGAUUUGAACCUGCGCGGGAAUAUCCCAUUGGAUUUCGAGUCCAACGCCUUAACCACUCGGCCAUCACAGCUUACUUUAUACUCAACGUAUACACAACUCGAUUCACAAACUUGGUAGAAUUUCGGUUUUCCCGCAUUGAUCAAUAUGAGGAAGUCAUAUACCAUAAACUGGGUUCAGUCCCGAUGAUCUUGAUCAAAAACUAAACCUACAGCCUGAAUGAUUCAUCAGAAACACAGACCUCAGACCUGUUGUUUUGUUCCGCAUGUUUGCGGGGUGAUCUGAGGUGAAAACUGAUGCUGAAGACUUAAAACGAUGAUCUCUCCAGUCCGUUCAGAUGCGGUACUGAUCCUCAUGCUGCUACCAAAUGUUAGUGACCGGAGCUGUGAAAAUCUGCAGUGGAGGGAGGCUGUGCUGUGUUGCCUCCAGUAAUGACAAAACACGAGAACUAUGAGAGGCUGAUCCCUGUUUGUAGUCUUUGAGUAAAAUGCUGCAGAAAAACCAAACAGCCGCAGACAGAUUUCAGAGCUACUGAAAAGUAUAGAAAACUGCUCCAUUAUUUGAUGUCAAAUCAAUCCAUCUUUAUUCUGCUGUCACCACGUAGAAAUGAACUCAAAUCAAAGCCAAUCCUUUAUGAGACAUGUAUGUAUUUGCAUUUUUAAAACAGACCUUCUCUCCCCUUUUUGAGAGUCCUUCCUAAGCCUUAUUUCAUAGUAGGGCUGGGCGAUAUGAGAAAAAGUGUAUCACAAUAUAUAUAUACAUAUAUAUUUCAGCUCAGUUGAUAUCGAUAUAUAUCACGAUAUAAAAAAUGAGAUUUAACAGUGCUUAGUGGUAGCAUGUCUUUUGCAACACAAUAAGCUACUGCAUCUGUGAGUUCUUUGUGUCUCUGACAUUUUGUCGUAAGGCAUUGUGCUAGAGAAAGCGGACUGAACGGUCAUCUGUUUCGGCUGCACAGGCGCCAUGGGCUCCUUGCUGCAUUCAGGGUUUGUAACCUUUUGCAUUGUGCAUGCUCUGCCGCAUGUCACUGCUUCAGGUGGUGAAAAAGAUGUGAGGUAUUCCCAGACUUUGCGGGAACAUGUACUUGACAUAAUUUGCAGUGCACAUUACUCUGCUUCAUGUCCGACCUCAAAAAAGAGAAAAUACCUCCACACCAUCGACAUUUUCAUGCCAGUGUUGUCAACGAUGUCGUCAUCUGUUGAGCCUUCAUCUGCAUUUCUGACAGGGGUAGCACUCAUUUUCUUAUUUUCUCACCAACAGCGCUGACGGCUUCACAUGUUUAAGUGCUAUGGUUGCGUGUAGCUGCUGCCUGCUACUACACAGUUGUUUGCUACUUGGUUCUAAUUCAGCACAUGAUUGGUUCAACGUAAAGCAGACCCGGAGCAACUCCCCUUUUCAUUGGCUAAUUAUGUAGUCUACCGAAACAUGGGAGAAUGCAGACUAUCCAAAAGCAUAUUAACCAUGUUUUACAUCGAUAUUGAGGGAAAUUAAUUUUUGAUAUAUAUCGUUAUCGUUUUAUCGCCCAGCCCUAUUUCUUGGUGUUUCUUUUCUGUCUUUAUUGGUUAUUUAUUCCGUUUAUGUGUUUGAUUUUUCUUUAUUACAAUGCAGUAUAGACUUGCCAGUCCAUAGUCUGUAUUUUCCACACCUGUUUGACAGUAAGCUGAAGUUAUUUUGCCUUCUUUCAGAAUAGAUCUGACACCUUUGU